AUGAGAAAGAGGUCUGCCCACCGGAUUAUCCAGUGUUUGUACCCGGGGUCCCUCCCAUGUACCAACGGCAGGGGGUGUAUACAGGAGGCGGAACGCUGCGACGGAAUCGUGCAGUGUAGCGACGGGUCGGACGAAGACAACUGUCUGGCACACUACGCCAAGCACGGCCUUGGUUUGGCCCAGCCCGUGGUAAAGCCUCAAGCAGUCGUCACUACAGUACAGAAACAUCACCCGGCUCCUGUCGUGAUGAAGUCCCACCCACCCCCUGCCCCGGUCAAAGGUCAACCCGUGAUGGUCCAACCGGUCAAAGGUCAGCCCGUGGUGGUCCAGGCGCCCAAACAGGUGGUCAUGCUGCAGCAGGUGGUCAACCUGGCCUGCCAGACCGGCUACGUCAUGGGCGAGGACCACCUCUGCUACCGCUUCUCCACCGACGUGGUCAAGUACGCCGACGCCGAGAGGGCAUGCGCGCAGGACGGCGCCGGAUUGGCUGUCCUCAAAGACGAGGUUUCUCACGGGUUCGUGUACGGGUUUCUCCAGGCGUUCAACCCUCACAACCCCCACUGGAUAGGCCUGGACGACAGGGCCAUCGAAGGCCAGUACGUGUACGCUGACGGCUCGGCCCUGGGGAAGUUUAACCACUGGGACACCGCCCAGCCUGACGACGCCGACAGGGACCAAGACUGUGUGCAGAUGCAGGGGUACUACUGGGACGACAGGGCCUGCUGCGAGGAGAAGCACUACAUCUGCCAGGCACCUCCUGCCCAACAGAUCACGUGCUUCUGCCACAACCACUCCAACCAGUGCACCAUGGACGGCGGCUGCGCGGACUGCCAGCACAACACCAUGGGCGCGCACUGUGAGAUGUGUCAGCCCGGGUUCGCAGGCGCGGCCACCCAGGGGACCCCCAACGACUGUCUGCCCAUCCAGACCUACAGGCUCAUGCACGUCAAGCAACCUCUCCUCGUCAUGCAACCUAAGGGGAAGUAG
This is a messenger RNA of Branchiostoma belcheri (Belcher's lancelet), 987 nucleotides long. RefSeq names its product C-type lectin domain family 10 member A-like. Lineage: Eukaryota; Metazoa; Chordata; Leptocardii; Amphioxiformes; Branchiostomatidae. The transcript has 9 exons. The record is from RefSeq and is a predicted model, not a curated record. Bases 1 to 987 code for a protein of 328 amino acids. Gene Ontology annotation, molecular function: protein binding.